Molecule: messenger RNA, 3325 nt
Organism: Closterium sp. NIES-67
Lineage: Eukaryota; Viridiplantae; Streptophyta; Zygnematophyceae; Desmidiales; Closteriaceae
Source: the annotation of a GenBank genome assembly
CCCUGAGCUGCAGCGUGAAUCCGCUUGGCAGGAAGCACAAGGAUUCCUCCUUGCUUGACGCCCGACCGUGCCCCCCUUCCAGCCACGCUGUGCGAUCCACACAGUCGCAGCCUUUCAAACCUGCGACGUUUGAGGACCCGUUCCUGGAACACGAGAGAGUCGCCAUCGAUCGCACGCCAUUGACUGACCGCCACCGACGCGCCUACAUGAUGACGUCACUUCCGACUCUCGACACCCUUUCCUCAGCACCGCCGUUUCUCCUAGACUUCCGAAAUCUGGGAGAUUUCCUCCCGUGGCUCCUCGAGUCUUGCGCCGCAGUCUCUCUCGCCUUCUCGCAGCUCCCGCCGUUAGUAUGGGGGCUGCUAAUAGCGGGUAUCGCGGCGGUGCUGCUGGCGUUCCUGUACAGCUGGUUCGACCUGCACGUCGUCAGCCACGUGUUCGUCGGCGAUAGGGUGAAGGUGGUUCACCACCCGGGGUCCAACGUGGCGCGCGCCGUCUUCGCGCGAAUGCGCAUUCCGCACUUCUGGCCCACGCCUUGGCUGUGCAGCCCGCACCUGCAGACCACCUUUGUGCACUUCUUCGCAAGGACGCCUCGCGUGCCCUACAUCAGGCAAGUGGUGCGCACCCCUGAUGGCGGCACCCUCGCUCUGGACUGGGCCGAGCCAGCAGCGGAAGCGUCUAAGGUUUCCCCAGGAGUGGCUGCUGCUGGAGGGAAGGGGGGAGGGCAAGGAGGGGAGGGCAGGCAGCAGGGAGCAGGGGGGAGGGCGGAGGGGGCAUCAGAGGUGCCAAUUGUGAUUGUGGUGCCCGGGCUUACAAGCGCAUCCGAUGACAAGUACAUGCGCCACUGUGUGGCUGGCGUCACCAGGCACGGGUGGAGAGCACUGGUGCCCAACCACAGGGGCUUAGGAGGCGUUACCAUCACAUCGAGCCGCUUCUACAAUGCGGGGUGGACCACGGAUCUGCGCUUCGUCAUCGGCCUGGUGAAGCGCAACUACCCCCUCGCUCCUCUCUACGCCAUCGGCACGUCCCUGGGGGCCAACAUCCUGGUGAAGUAUCUCGGGGAGGAGGGCGCCUCUGGGCCAAUCCAAGCUGCUGUUUCCAUCGGCAACCCCUGGGACCUACUGAUCUGUGACCGGUGGAUGAGUCGGCGCACGCGGCAGCGCGUGUACAACAUGGCCAUGGCCACGGGGCUCAGGGAGUUCGCCAAGCUCCACAAGGACAGCUUCCAGCACCUCGUGGACGUCCAGCACGUGAUGAAGGCGCGCACCAUCCGCCAGUUUGAUGACCGCAUCACUCGCAUCGUCAGCAACUACGAGACCGUGGACACCUACUACCGGCGCUGCAGCUCUGCCCAGUUCCUCCCCGAGGUGGCCGUGCCGCUGCUGGCCGUGAGCUCGCUGGACGACCCCAUCUGCACCAAGGAGGCGAUUCCGUGGGACGAAGCAAAAGGCAACCCCAACGUGGUGCUGGCGGUGUCGCACCACGGGGGGCACCUGGCGUACCUGCAGGGGCUCACUGCCAGCAGCAUAUGGUGGGUGCAGGUGUCGCUGGACUUCCUGCAAGCUGUGGUUGACGCCAGGAAGGCCGGCGAGUUGGUGGGGCAUGUCCUUCCCAUCUCCUCAGCAGCAACCGCCCUGCCCCCACAUCCCCAUCCCCAUGUCAUGGAGCCCUCCCCUUUCCUCACCUCCACUCCCUCCUUCCGCUCUGUUGCUGCCCUAGGCACCCUCCCUCCCCCCUCCUCCUCCUCCCCUCUCUCCCCCUCCCAAACCUCCCUGGCUCGCCGCCGAACCUCGUCCUCCCUUGGGAACAUCUCGGAGGAGGGCGCUCAGGAGGAGAGGCCUGGUGCGCCGAGCCUGACAGGCAGGGGCGGCAAGCGAGGCGGUCCGAUUGGGGUGUUUAGCAUUGAGGGGGAGGAGGGAGAGGAAUGCGGGAAGAAUGAGAGUGGUAGUGGGGGUACUGUUGCUGCUGCUGCUGCUGCUGCUGCCGCUGCUGAUGGUGCUGCAUGUAGUGGUGGAUUAGAAAGGAGGGUUGCUGGAGCGAGUGGGCUGGUGGGAGGGACAGGGAGGACUGCUGGGGGGGAGGCCGAGAGGGGGGAAGGACGGGGGAAGGUUCACUGGGUGAAAGGCGAAGAGGAAGGGAGAGUGGAGGGAGAGGGAGAAGGGGAGGAGGAGGAAGAGGAGGAGGAGGAGGGGAUGAGCACUGUGAGCAUGUCGGUGCUAGCAGGUACUAUAGACGGUAGGGAGUCUGUUACUGACGAGGAUGAGGGAAAGGAGGGGGAGGUGGAGGAGGUGGGUAGCGGAGUGGGGGAGGGGGGAAGGGAGGACGAUUGGGAGAUGGGGCCUGCAGGCGGCAUGUGUGGGGAGGACGACCUGGGGGAGGUGGUAUCUGGGACUGGGCAGAACCGGUUGAGCAGCGGGAGUGGGGUGGAACGCACAGGGAGGAUCACAGGCGUGGGAAGGGGAGGAGCGGGAGGGACAGUUGAAGGAAAGGGAGGAGGAGCGGGAGGAGGAGUAGCGGGGGGGCCAGUAGCGGCGGCAGCGGUGGUGCAGAUUCGGUUUGAGAGUGAGGAGCAGCUGCGGGUGGCAGCUGUGGUGGUCCGAGAACUGAUGAGCAAGAUCCAACGGUGCCUCGAUACUUCACCAGCCGCACGGCAAGCUGCACUCUCUCCGCGCCGCGAAACUGCUCCCAUGAAUCACCACAAGCCCGAGGACUCAGAGCAAGCAGCAUAUACCCACCACAACAGCACCAACCACCAUCACCAGAACCACCUCCCCCAUCAGCACCUGCACCAGCACCCUCCUACCACCCCCUCUCCUGCUCCCUCCACACACCUCUUUGCAGCUGCAGCCUCCCCCAGUUGGCGCCUGGCCUAUCUGGCCCUUGCUGUAGCCUGCCCUCUGGUUGCCAGCGCUGUUGCGCUUCGGCUCUACCGCCAUCGAGCCACAGCAGGAGGCUCGGGGAGCUUGGGCCUGGUUCGGCUGGCAUCUGCUUUGGCGAAGAAGUAGCAUUUUCCGGGCCACUUCGGCUGGGUUACUUCUCUAGGCCUGCUCUGCUUCUUGCAUAUACCUCACUACAAGUGCUAUUUUUUCCGAGUCCCCAGUGACAUCCAGUCCCCAGGAAAUUGGGCCGGAGGAAUCAUCACUGUAGCAGCAAGCUGAAAAGAUAAUAGUUUCAACUCACCACAAUGAGGCGCUAGGCAGCACCCUGGUUCCACCACGAAACGAUGAAAUGUGUUACGGGAUUGCCAUUAGAGCUGUGGUAGUGGCCGACAACUUGAGUUUUGCUGUGAUUCGCGCAAAACACUUACGGAAUGCACAAUGGGCCU